Prorocentrum cordatum is the source of this 648-nucleotide messenger RNA. NCBI's taxonomy places the organism in Eukaryota, Dinophyceae, Prorocentrales, Prorocentraceae. The record is from the annotation of a GenBank genome assembly.
AUGUCGGAGCCGAAGGUCAUUUUUAGCUACAAUGUUGGGAUCAGCGCGUGCGAGAAGGGCGAGCAGUGGCAGUGGGCUUUGACGAUGCUAGGGGAGAUGCGGGAGGCGAAGCUGGAACUCAACGUCUUCAGCUACACCGCCGCGAUCAGCGCGUGCGGGACGGGCAAGCAGUGGCAGCGGGCUUUAGCGCUGCUGAUGGAGAUGUGCAGGGCGAAGCUGGAACCCGACAUUAUCAGCUACAGCGCUAGUACCAGCGCGUGCGAGAAGGGCGCGCAGUGGCAGCGGGCUUUGGCGCUGCUCAGCGAGAUGUGUGAGGUGAAAUUGAAGCCCGACGUCAUGAGCUACAAUGUUGGGAUCAGCGCUUGUGGGAAAUGCCAGGAGUGGCGGCGGGCUUUGGCGUUGCUCUGGGAAAUGGCAGGGUCGAGAUUGCAGCCCAACGUCAUCACCUGCUCUGCUGGGAUCAGCGCGUGCGAGAGAAGUGGGCAGUGGCGGCAGGCGCUGUCGCUACUAAGCGACACGAGGGAAGCACAAGUGGAGUUGGAGACAAACAUGUACAGAAGCGUAAUCCCCAUGUGCGAGCAAGGUGGUGAAUGGGAGCGGUCGUUGUCAUUGUUGGGCGAGUUGUGGGAGGCGAGAAGAUGGUGCUGA